Podospora pseudopauciseta is the source of this 207-nucleotide messenger RNA. RefSeq lists its product as uncharacterized. The transcript is spliced from 4 exons. Bases 1 to 207 code for a protein of 68 amino acids. The record is from RefSeq and is a predicted model, not a curated record. NCBI's taxonomy places the organism in Eukaryota, Fungi, Ascomycota, Sordariomycetes, Sordariales, Podosporaceae.
AUGCACUGCGGAGCGAGCCCUGCCAUCCAAAGAUCCCAUGAGUAUGCGGAGACGUUGUACAAAAAGCCCCCGGUCCUGAAGAGUUGUUGGGAAUGUGGCAUGAACUGCAAAGACUGCAUUGAAAGCACACAGCGGAUGUGCACAAGAUGCGGUGGUGGAUACUGCCUCAUCCACAAUGAAGGAUCUGAUAUGAUUUCUGGUGUGUAG